GACGUAAUCUCCGUUCCCCUACCUCCGUGUUGCACGUGUGUUUACAAAAAAUGUGGACGAUUGAGCUGAAUCAGUGAUAGUAUUAAUAUUAUUUAAACACAGUUGCUCUUGACCGGAUUAAACAUGGGGAAGCUUAAUGUCGUGGUGUUGAGAUACUUAACUCGAGAUGACUUCCGGGUCCUCACAGCGGUUGAGAUGGGGAUGAAGAACCAUGAGAUCGUCCCAGUGAGUCUCCUGUCCUCCAUCGCUAGCCUUAAACACGGCGGCUGCAACAAGAUCCUCAGAGAGCUCGUCAAACACAAGCUUGUGGCCUAUGAACGCAGCAGGGCUGUGCAGGGUUACAGGCUGAACAAUGGAGGAUAUGACUACUUGGCUCUGAAGACCUUGUGCUCCAGAGAAGUGCUCAUUUCAGUUGGAAACCAGAUGGGUGUUGGUAAAGAGUCUGAUAUUUAUAUUGUGGCGAGUCCCAACGACGAGCAGUACGCUCUGAAGCUUCACAGGUUGGGUCGUACCUCCUUCAGGAACCUGAAGAACAAGAGAGAUUAUCACCAGCACAGGAAGAACGUGUCCUGGCUCUACCUCUCUCGGCUUUCUGCCAUGAAGGAGUAUGCCUACAUGAAGGUAUUGUACGAACGGGGCUUUCCCGUUCCCAAACCUGUGGACUAUAACAGACAUGCAAUAGUGAUGGAGUUCAUCAAUGGAUAUCCGCUGUGUCAGGUGCAUAAGCUGGAGGAUCCAUCACACCUGUAUAAUGAGUUCAUGGAGCUCAUUGUCAAACUGGCCAAUCACGGCCUGAUCCAUGGAGACUUCAACGAGUUCAACCUCAUGCUGGACGACCACGACCACAUCACUAUGAUCGACUUUCCUCAAAUGGUGUCCACCUCGCAUUUAAAUGCUGAAUGGUAUUUUGACAGAGAUGUCAAAUGCAUCAGAGAUUUCUUCGCCAGAAGAUACAAUUACGAGAGUGAGCUCUACCCAACAUUCAAAGACGUCAGGCGAUCUUGUUCUCUAGAUAUCGAAGUAUCAGCUAGCGGCUUCACCAAAGACAUGGAGAGAGAUAGUGCAUUGCUUCACCCAGCAGGGCCCGAUGAAGAGGACGACGAUGACGAGGAGGAGAGUGAUGACGAAGAGGCAACAGACGAGGAGGAAGAAGAGGAAGUGGACAUGGAUGAAUAUAAACAUGCAAUGCUGGAACUAGAAGGUCUGAAAAUCAGCGACCCCACUGCAGACAAACACGAAGAGCAGAGCGAGAAAGAGGAAGAACCAAAAGAGACUGAGACAACGCCGCCUGCUGUAGGAGAUGAAGAGGAAGAACCAAAAGAGACGGAGACAACAUCUCCUGCUGUAGGAGAUGAAGAGCCAGGGAAAGACUUGGAAAAAGAGUUGAGCGAGGCAGAGGAUGAGUGUACAGAGCUGGGAGACCUUUCUGCUGCUAACAAAGACUUCAAACCCUUCAGAGACUCAGACAGUCUUCUACAGAUGGCAGAGCACAUGAGGAGGAGGAGGACAGACAGCGAGGGCACGAUGGGCAGCAUGGGGAGCUGUUCUACAAUACCACUAGAGGUUGUCCGUCAGAAGGUGCGGAGGCAGCUCUCCAAACAGCAGAAGGCAUCGCAGAGGAGACGCCUGCAGAAGGGAGAGGCCAACCUGGUGACCAGUGUCAAGAGAGAGAACGACAGCAACAUCAAGUGUAGUAUGGAGUCCGACUCCUUCUGGGGAUAAAUGGCAGUCCAGAGAUGCACAGACCAGAUUCAUAUCAACAAGUCUGUUGCAUUGUCCCUGCUUCUGUGUCUGAUGAGUUGAAAACAAAUGAAAUUGGAUGGAAAAUCUCAGCAGGAGAGUUUCUGCAGCAAAUCAACUGUCCUGUACACAAAAGAAGACUGAAAACAAAGUGCAUGUAUUCAGCAAAUCAUCACACUGACCAGUAAGAAGACUUUUCUGUUUGAACUGUAGUGAACUACCUUGUUCAACAUACAGUGUAAUGUAAAUAUCAACUACUUUUAAUGAAGCUGUAUGUUUGAUAAUAAACCCAUUUAAACCUUACUGA
Molecule: messenger RNA, 2047 nt
Organism: Notothenia coriiceps (black rockcod)
Lineage: Eukaryota; Metazoa; Chordata; Actinopteri; Perciformes; Nototheniidae
Gene: riok2
Product: RIO kinase 2 (yeast)
Exons: 10
Coding region: 124-1722 (532 amino acids)
Biological process (GO): maturation of SSU-rRNA; protein phosphorylation
Cellular component (GO): preribosome, small subunit precursor; nucleus; cytosol
Molecular function (GO): protein serine/threonine kinase activity; ATP binding
Source: RefSeq, a predicted model, not a curated record